AGGUAACUUACUGAUGAAAGGAACACGCCCACUUUCAUACUCGGCUGAAAUAUAUAAAAUAGGACUUCCUCCAUCAGCUCUGUAGAUCUCUGGUCUUGUUUCCACUGCUGUUUGAACAGAAGAUCUCUGAUUUUCAGGAAAUCUGAGCUGUGCGUUCAGUGGUGGCACUGAAGAUGCCGUUCCUCCUGCCGCUCCUUGCCCUCCUCCUCCUGUCCGCCGCUCCCACAGUAACUGAAGUGGUGACAUCGAUGUCGGACUGUGACCAAUACUUUCUUAACCAGGCUCCACCACAGAUCAGGGGAAUCUUGGAGGGAGGGAACAUCCUGGACCAGAACCAAUACAAGCCCAUUUGCCAGACCUUGAAUAGCUCGAGAACAUUUGUGACACUCUACGACACCGACAACAAAAUCCCAGUGUUCUCUGCUUACAAGUACACUGAGAAGAAAGCAGGGAGACCUAAAGACAUUUGGAUGAUAGAACCACAGCUUGAGGAAAUAAAUCCGGAGGAAAAAAACAUGAAGAUGGAAGAGGAAGAGAAGAACUACACUCACCAGGCCCUUUUCACUGAUUACAAUGUCAACAAAGUUUUUAGCAAAGGGCAUUUAUUACCAUGCUCCUAUGGUUCGGAAGAAAAUGACAAAAGCGCUACCUUUACCCUGACCAACAUUGUUCCUCAAGUAGAUUCAUUUAAUUCUGGAAGCUGGACUAACAUGGAGACCUGCGUUCGAUGUGUCCUUGAUAAAUACUGCAAGGACGCAAAUGGCCAACCUGAAAGCUUUGUGAUGAUCGGAGCACGGCCUGGCAACAACCUCCUCAACAACAAGGUUAAUAUCCCCUCCAUGCUCUGGUCAGCUUUCUGCUGCUACAGCAGCAGUCAGGGGGCGUGGUUAGCAGGGGCACACUGGGGUGACAACAUUGUAGAAAAUGGUCGAGUGCUGCAGACCAAGACCUUGGACCAGCUCCAUCGAGAACUGGGAGCACCAUCUGAAGUAUUCCCUGGAACAAACUGUCCACUCCACACCACUGUCACCAACCUUUAUCCUAAACUCAGUAAGGCCUGUAAGUGCCCUAAACCCGUUUCAACAUCUGUAUCUCCAUAACCUGGUCCUCUUACUACCACAUCUAGCCCUGUCACUACCACAUACCAGAGCAACAACAAGCAGGAGUUUUGGGCUCAAAUAUAUAAAUAAAAGAUCAUUAACCCAAUCAAGCAGUGAAGAAACAACGACCACUAACUUUUCUAUGUUACUAACAUAUAAGAGAAACUUACCUUUCUCUCCUGUUCCAAUUGAUUACUCG
Pleuronectes platessa (European plaice) is the source of this 1299-nucleotide messenger RNA. RefSeq names its product endonuclease domain-containing 1 protein. NCBI's taxonomy places the organism in Eukaryota, Metazoa, Chordata, Actinopteri, Pleuronectiformes, Pleuronectidae. Gene Ontology annotation, molecular function: metal ion binding; hydrolase activity; nucleic acid binding. The record is from RefSeq and is a predicted model, not a curated record. The transcript has 3 exons. Bases 174 to 1100 code for a protein of 308 amino acids.